Megalops cyprinoides (Indo-Pacific tarpon) is the source of this 1703-nucleotide messenger RNA. Its product is annotated as tripartite motif-containing protein 16-like protein. The record is from RefSeq and is a predicted model, not a curated record. Lineage: Eukaryota; Metazoa; Chordata; Actinopteri; Elopiformes; Megalopidae. Bases 1 to 1527 code for a protein of 508 amino acids. The transcript is spliced from 7 exons. Gene Ontology annotation, molecular function: zinc ion binding; protein binding.
AUGGCAGAGGCCACUGUCUCAGUGGGUCAGGACCAGUUUGCCUGUUCAAUCUGUCUGGAUCUACUGAAGGAUCCAGUGGCUAUUCCCUGUGGGCACAGUUACUGUAUGGACUGUAUUAAGGGCUGCUGGGUUCAGGAUGAUCAUACUGGUGUCUACAGCUGUCCCCAGUGCAGAGAGACCUUCACGACAAGACCUGUUUUAAAAAGAAACAUCAUUGUGGCUGAUAUGGUGGAGAAACUGAAGGAAAUGGCACUCCAAGCUGCUCCUCCUGCUCACUGUUACGCUGGACCUGGAGACGUGGCAUGUGGACACCUUCAGGAGACCAUUUGCCCUCAACAUAAGAAGCUGCUGGAGGUUUACUGUCGUACUGAUCAGCAGUGUAUCUGUCUGCUGUGUUUGAUGGAUGAACACCGACGCCAUGACACAGUCUCCGCUGCAGCAGAAAGGACUGAGAAACAGAAGCAGCUGGGGGAGACACAGAGGAAAUUCCAGCAGAGAAUCCGAGAUAGAGAGAAGGAGCUGCAGGAUCUGAGACAGGCUGUGGAGUCACUCACGCGCUCUGCACAGGCAGCAGUGGAGGACAGCGAGAGGAUCUUUACUGAGCUGAUCCACUCCAUUGAGAGAAGGCGCUCUGAGGUGAAAGUGCUCAUCAGAGUUCAGGAGAAGGCUGCAGUGAAUCGGGCUAAAAGGCUCCUGGAGCGACUGGAGCAGGAGAUUGUUGAGCUGAGGAGAGACGCUGAACUGGAGCAGCUUUCACACACAGAGGAUCACAUCCAUUCCCUCCAGAGCUGUCAGUCUCUUUGUGCCCCUUCUGGACCUGGAGACUUACCCAGCAUCACUGUCAGUCCACGCUUCUCUUUUGAGGCUGUGAGUAAAUCUGUCUCUGAGUUGAGAGAGCAACAGAAGGACAUCUAUAAGGGGGAAUUAGACAAGCUCUCAAGAACUGUGAAAGAUGUCCAUAUUCUAGAGCCUAAGACCAGAGAGGACUUCUUACAAUAUUCCUGUCAGCUCACACUGGACUCCAACACAGCACAUAGAAACCUCCGUCUGUCUGAGGGUAACAGAGUGGUGACAUGGGUGGAAGAGACCCAGUCAUAUCCUGAUCAUCCAGAGAGAUUUGAUAUCUGGCCUCAGGUGCUGUGCAGAGAGGGUCUGUCUGGACGCUGUUACUGGGAGGCUGAGUGGAGUGGGCUUUAUGGGGUUUCUAUAACAGUCUCCUAUAAAGAGAUCAACAGGAAAGGACGGAACAGUGGCUCUAGUCUAGGAUGGAAUGACAAGUCCUGGAGUUUGGACUGCUGUCCUUCCACAUACUCUUUCUGGUACAAUAAUAAGAGCAUUGAAAUCCCUUCCCCUCCCUCCUCCAGAAUAGGAGUGUACCUGGAUCACACGGCGGGAACUCUGUCCUUUUAUAGCGUCUCUGACACAAUGACCCUCCUCCACAGAGUCCAGACCACAUUCACUCAACCCCUCUAUCCUGGGUUUGGGUGUGGUUAUGAAACAUCUGUGAAACUGUGUGAUCUGGGAUGAGGGAGAGAGACGAUCUGCUGUAAUCAAAGUGCAGGGAAAACAGUCCAGUGAGCCAAAAAUGAAUUAUUAAUAAAAAUGACCAAAAAUAGGCUACAUAUAUUUUAGGCCUUGUCCACACGUACACGGAUAUUUUCAAAAAUGGGGGUUUUCCUCCUUCAUUCUUAAAAAAACCUCUG